Molecule: messenger RNA, 3708 nt
Organism: Electrophorus electricus (electric eel)
Lineage: Eukaryota; Metazoa; Chordata; Actinopteri; Gymnotiformes; Gymnotidae
Gene: prune1
Product: prune exopolyphosphatase
Cellular component (GO): cytoplasm
Molecular function (GO): exopolyphosphatase activity
Source: RefSeq, a predicted model, not a curated record
UAAAUCGGGCAGGUUUGCAGAUUUGACAAACGUUGGUACAAUCAAUUUUGUGAAGGGAGAUUGUGAACUUGUGCAAGACAAUUUUCAAACAAUACUUUCAUAAGCCGUAAGGAUAUUUAGAUACUCGAGUAACCUCAGGUUCCGGGUAAAAAUGGAGACAUAUCUACGGAGCUGUCCCGAUGUGCUAAAGAAUCAUAUGAAGAAAAGCUCAGAGUUGCUGCAUGUGGUGCUGGGAAAUGAAGCAUGUGAUAUUGACUCCAUGGUAUCAGCCCUCACCUUUGCCUAUUUUCUGUCAAAGACACUGGGCUCUGGGGAAGCUGCUGUCCCUGUCCUCAACAUCCCACGAGCAGAGUUCCCCUUGCGCUCUGACAGCAUUUUCCUGCUGAAAGAGAGUGGCCUGUCUCCGGACUACCUACUGUUCAGGGACGACGUGGACCUCCAUGGCCUGCAACAGCUGGCUAUCACAUUAGUGGACCACAAUGUGUUGCCUGAAGCUGACAGUGCACUGGAGCCAGCUGUGGUGGAGGUCAUUGACCAUCACUAUCUAGAAAGGACUCCUUCUCCAUCCUGCCAUGUCACCAUGGAGACCGUAGGCUCGUGUGCCACUUUGGUGACAGAGCGCCUUGUGCAAAAGGCACCCGAAGUGUUGGACCAACAGGUGGCACAGCUAUUAUAUGGCUCUAUUAUCACUGACUGUGUUAAUAUGGCACCCGAGGCAGGAAAAGUCACACCCAAAGACAGCCAGUACGCCGUGCUUCUAGAAACACGCUUUCCCAAGCUCCCUCCUAGGAGUGUUCUCUUCCAGUCCCUACAAAGCGCCAAGUUUGAUGUAUCAGGCCUCACCACAGAGCAGAUGUUAUUAAAGGACAUGAAAGCUGUAUCCGGGGGAGAUCUGAAACUGGCUGUCAGUAUUAUCUACAUGACACUUGAUUCUUUCCUUCAGAGACGAUGUUUACAGCAGGAGCUUUGUGAAUUCUGUCAUAAGCACAACUACAACCUGGUGAUUGCCAUGACUAUCUCUUUCAAAGACAAUAAGGAGCCUUUCAGACAGCUUGCUGUUUAUAGCUCCAGCACACUCAUCAGGGAUGAGGUAAGCAAAGUUCUGGAAAAAGCCAGAAACUCCCUUCUAAAUCUUAGUCCAAUGAGCACUCCGUACCCCGAUGUGAAGACUUAUGUUCAGGGCAACACACUGGCCUCUCGUAAGAAGGUACUGCCAAUUAUUUUGGACUUCCUUAAAGAGAGGGAAAGGAAAAUGGCACAUGGUUGCAACCUGGAAGACCUGGAGCUGGAGGAAGAGUGCCCACUGGAGCAGAGUGACUGUCAACAGUGCUUGGAGGAUGCUGGCAUGGAGGAGGACUCUGGUGUACCCCCAACUCCUAUGAACAGUUUGGUUGAGGGCUGUCCUUUGGACAAUGGCAUUCCCAAGAUCAAUGCAGAGGUGUUGGUGGAAAAAGUCAGCAAGAUAGCCAGUGAGGAAGAGGUGCUCUUUGAAGGACAAUGAUAUUGUUACUGAACCUUAUAGUCUGAGGAUUUGGAAAGAAACAGUGUAUCGUCUUAUUCAGAAGUAUGCAUUGAAUAUACAGAAAUUACAAGGUGCAAACAGGAAAAAACUUCUUGGGUCUGCAAUCUGACAGUUUCGAUGGAAAAUGUAUCCACUUAUUGUAUUGAGUAUGGUAAUUUAAAAAGACAGACUUGGUAGAACAUGUGUUCGACAUUUGGACACAAUUACCUUGCUGAAUAAUUUUGGAAUUAUUUAUAGUAUAAUGUUUCUCUAAUAAGACAUAUUGUUUUUUAUUAUUAUUGUUGUUGUUGUUGUUUUAAGUCCAGGUAGUCAUGCUAUAGGUUCUUCAGCACAUAAUCUUGUUGAUAAAGUUGAUAAAGCAACCUUUGCUCAGGUCUUUGUCAUAAAUUAUGGUCUGAAAUUGUGAAAUGCAACUAAGUGGGAGGAGUGUAAUAAUGGGUUAAUGAGAAAAUAUGCCAUGGUGACGCGAGUGGCACUAAACAGAUUUUUGGUCUUUCAGUGGCUCUCAAGGUUAGGCAUGAGCUGUCUGAUAUUUAUUUUAGCAUGUUACUUGCAAAUAUGAUCUUUCAUACACAUUUUACCUUGGGUUUGCCUAAAUGCACAAAUGUGAUUAAAAAAAAAAUGCAUUUGAAAAUCUUAUGCAAUUUCAGUAUUAUGGCUUGCAUUGUGCAUCAAUGCAACUUUGCUUCUGCUGAAUCACAGUUAAUCACACACCUCAUUUAUAUGUGUAGGAUUUUUGUUUUGGGGGGGGGGCUAUUGCUUGUUUAUUGUUUUGUACAAAUAUAGCCAUUGGUGUUCAACACUUCUCAUUUCUCCCUGGAAAGAAAUUUUUUUUUACACAUGUAGCAAUUUUACUUCAAUCAGUCUUUAAAUUUAAAUUAAAUUCUAAGUGGUUAUGCAUUGAAUUCAUGACUACAUUGACACCACUGGCAAAUUCUGUAACUUCUCCUAUACUGGUAAAAAGCUGGUUUCUGAGAUAUGCAUUAAGCCUAGUCUUGGAGUAAAUUGCAAUGCCUAUAGUGAAUUGACACUGAAUUGGAUUAUUUUUAUUUUUUAAAUGUAGUGUUUGGUCUGGAAACGUGGCCUAGAAACUAAAACUGCUGCUAAACUUCUAUUGUAGGUAGGUUAAAAUUGACAACACAUUUUUAGAAUUAUAAGAACUGUUAAGUUUGUCUAUAUUACUUAACAUCAGUCUCCCCUGAGAACCAGUACAAUUGUACAAAUGGGUAUAAGUCAUUAGUAAACUAUAAUGCUUUGAUGCAAAUUGUCCUUUUUAUUACCUACUUGCAUGUGAUGCAGACGAUAUCUAAGAAUUCUUGUGGUUGCAAAGAGAUUUCAACAUUUAACACCAAAGAGUAGUAAUGCAAGCUUCAGCUGCUCCCAUCACAUGGGGUCCCAAAUGGGAAUCUGCUAAAGUUGAUUUUUAUGAAGCUUUAUGUUAAUGCUGUAGAAUUAUUUUUGGUGUUAAUUCAACAAUUGUUUUUUCGAUUUUAGUGGACCAGUUGGCAGCAAUUCAAUAUUUUGUAACUUUUGGUUUAAAAAAAAAAUCAAGUAUUACUAGCAUGUCAAGAGUGAUUCUGGCAUAAUCUAAAGGACCUAAUUCUGCAAAUGAUUAAAUAUAGUAGUUGUAAUUAAAGAGAACUGUGUGUUUGUUAGCCUUAUAUGAUAUACAGUUUAAUGGUGAAAGCAUUUCAGUAAGUUUGCAAGAACUUGCUGAAAGACCUUGGUAUGAGUUGUGUUUUCUUAGUUGUAGAGGUACAGAUAUUAAAUAGUUUUACAUGAUAAAUUUAAGUUUUAUCACUGUGUAUAAUUAAAUGAAGACAUGGAACUACUACUGUGUAUGUAUUUUGGUUAGCAAAAUCUUUUAAUCUGUAAUGUAUAUGCCAAGUUCUCUGUGUAUUGUGUUCUCCAAGUUCAGGAAGAUUUGACAUCUCAAGAAUAGCAUUCAGGUAGUUGAUAUGUAACAUUAACAUUAAUAGAAAACCAAUUUAGUUUAUGAUCAGAAUUAUACAAGUUGACUUUCACAUGAAGUGUAUUCAUGAAAUGAAAUUGAAGCUGGACAAUCAAGAGCACAUGCUCCUUUAUACUCAUGCUCCAUGUGGAUCUUAAGGCCUUUUUUUACAUUUAAGAUCUCUUGAAACUUUGUAAUGUAAUUUGUUACCAAUAAAAAGGUUUGAUUUUACUAA